AACAAAUAUUUGAGUGUGUGAAUCCGACGUCCACAUUUUGGCGCCGCCUGUGGGGAUCAGAAGAUUCUUGAGUUGUCAGAUUUUCAUCACUACAUUUCCGAAAUAAGCAGCAAUGUCUGGAGCAAGCAUCCCUGACUCGUCAGUAGCUGAGACUCUCAAGGCCAUGCAGCAAACCAUGUCAGAAAUGUCACAGAAGUUCUCGGAUGUGGAAAAAGCUGUGGACACACUUGAAACAACCCAGGUAUCUCUUGGCCAAAGCGUCAAUACUAUUCAAUCUCGUGUUCGUUCUCUAGGUGCAGGAAAUACUGUGGGAGUCCGAAGGAGUAUGUUCAAUACGCCAAACUCCCGUGCGCGAAAUGAAACCAACGAACAAACAACUCCUAACCCAGCAAUUCAACCGGUGGAAGGAGAGACGCAGCUCGGAGAUGAAGAUCAGCUUGUAGAUCAGUAUGAUCAAGAAAGCUUCGAACAGCUCGAAACCAUGAAAAAGGUUAGCCAGGAACUAAGGGAAAUGAAAUCAAAGUUCCACCAGGCCACUAGUUCGGAGCCAGACAUCAACCGAGUCAUUGAGGAAGCUAGGCGAACACCUUUCAUCCCGCGAAUUGCAAACUUGAGAAUCAAGGAUUCUCGGAAACUCAAACUGGACCCUUAUAGUGGACUGGAAGACCCAAAGAGCUAUCUCGCAGCUUUUCUGAUUGCCGCCGGAAGAGUCGAAUUGGAUGAGGCUGACGAGGAUGCAGGAUACUGCAAACUCUUUUCGGAAAAUCUUUGCGGUCAAGCACUAAUAUGGUUCACCCAGCUGGAACCAGGCUCAAUCAAUAACUUCGACGAGUUGUCGGCUGUGUUCCUGAAACAAUAUUCUAUCCUUAUGGAUAAAAGCGUUUUGGAUGCUGACCUUUGGAAUCUAACACAAGGGCCGAAUGAGUCACUUAGAGCUUUCAUCACCAAAUUCAAGGGAGUGCUAUCCAAACUCCCGAGAAUUUCGCAGCAGUCAGCUCUAUCUGCCCUACGAAAAGGUUUGUGGCAUGAUUCAAGGUUCAAAGAGGAUCUAAUACUUCACAAACCGGACACGAUUCAAGAUGCACUUUUCCGUGCAAACAAUUGGAUGGAAGUAGAAGACGAAAAAGAGAGUUUUGCGAAAAGGAACAAACAAGUGAAACCAGCGGUCACCUUCCCUACCAAAAAGUUUGAGCCUAGGGAGAACCAAGGACCAAAAAAGUUUGGAUCACAACCUCUCAACAAUACCGUCGGGAAGCAAUUUCAAGGAAAGGGAAGGUCGAACACUUGGGUCCGUGACGAAAGUUUGUAUUGUGACAUCCAUAAGGUAACCGGACACUUAACCAAAGACUGUAGUGUCCUCAAAAAGCAUCUCGCAGAACUAUGGGCCAGUGGAGAUCUCUCUAAAUUCAAGAUAGAAGACUUCGUGAAGGAAUAUCACGAAGCAAAGGAUAACUCUAAAGAUCAGAGCUCAAAAAGACCAAGGUUGUCCAAUGAAGAAGAACCUAGGAGUUCAAAAGGAAAAAUCAAUGUAAUCCUUGGAGGUUCCAAACUUUGCCGAGAUACAGUCAGUGCCAUAAAGAAGCAUAGGCGGAAUGUUUUACUUAAAGCAAGUUUGGGCGAAGAGGCUGACUUUCAAGGCGCGUCAAUAUCAUUCGACGAAGAAGAAACACGUCACCUCGAAAGACCUCAUGAUGACGCCCUAGUAAUUACCCUAGACCUCAAGAAGCUUCACGAACGUGUUAUCUGACCAGUCAUCGACUGAAGAUCCAAUAGCAAUUAACGAAACCUGCGAAGAAGGGAAUAAUUCCAAGAUUUCCUA
Molecule: messenger RNA, 1819 nt
Organism: Arabidopsis arenosa
Lineage: Eukaryota; Viridiplantae; Streptophyta; Magnoliopsida; Brassicales; Brassicaceae
Source: the annotation of a GenBank genome assembly